Molecule: messenger RNA, 213 nt
Organism: Ilex paraguariensis (yerba mate)
Lineage: Eukaryota; Viridiplantae; Streptophyta; Magnoliopsida; Aquifoliales; Aquifoliaceae
Source: the annotation of a GenBank genome assembly
AUGGGUACCUUCGAGAACAGGAAACCACACCAUAGGGGAGGAGUAGAGGAGCUCUACAGACAGAGUGCGAGUUCAACCCACGCCAUAGGGGAAGAGAGAGAAACAUCGGAGAAGAACACAGUACAGCUCGCAAAGGUGUGCUUGUUCUUGGUCCAGCUGCGUAUAGGUAAAGCUGGGAUUGGACAGCGCAUUGGAGUUCUACUGUUGGGUUGA